AUGGCAAAAUUCUCAUCGAGGGGACCUAAUCGAAUUGAGCCAGCAGUACUUAAGCCUGAUGUCACCGCACCUGGGGUCGAUGUAAUUGCUGCGUUCACCGGAGCUUUUGGACCGUCUAGACAACCAUUUGACAAGCGUCGGACUCCUUACAUGAUAAUGUCUGGCACUUCAAUGUCAUGCCCUCAUGUCGCCGGCAUCGUUGGCCUUCUUAGAGCUAUCCAUCCAGAUUGGAGUCCAGCUGCUCUUAAAUCUGCAAUCAUGACAACAGCUAAAACAAAAUCUAACGACAAAAAGAGAAUGCUUGAUCAGGAUGGCCAACCUGCCACCCCAUUUAUGUAUGGUUCUGGACAUGUGCAACCAAACUUCGCAGCAGAUCCUGGUCUAGUUUAUGAUACAAAUGUGAACGAUUACCUCAACUUCUUAUGUGCCCAUGGCUAUAACGAGACCUUAUUGAACGCAUUUGCAGAUGGACCUUAUACAUGCCCUAAGGAUUUUAGUUUCGCUGACUUCAACUACCCUUCAAUCGCAGUUCCUGAUCUUAAUGGCCCAGUGACUGUUACUCGUCGAGUGAAGAACGUAGGGGCUCCAGGAACAUACACAGUUAGAAUUAAGGCUCCAGCUAAGGUUUCAGUAGUUGUUGAACCUUCUAGCUUAGAAUUCAAGCAAACUGGUGAAGAGAAACUUUUCAAGGUUACGUUAAAUCCUAUCAUGAAUGGCAUGCCUAAAGACUAUGAAUUUGGGCAUCUAAUUUGGUCAGAUGGCUUGCACCGCGUCAAGAGUCCUCUUGUAGUGAAGCAUGAGUAG
Dovyalis caffra is the source of this 804-nucleotide messenger RNA. NCBI's taxonomy places the organism in Eukaryota, Viridiplantae, Streptophyta, Magnoliopsida, Malpighiales, Salicaceae. The record is from the annotation of a GenBank genome assembly.